CAAAUAAUCAAAUAUUGUCAUGGCCCAUGUGCAAUCUUAAAAUUUAAAAUAAAUAAAAUAUUUCUUGAACUCGAAUUUCAACAUAAAAGAAUAUAAUAACACCUGCAGAAGACAUAAUAAAAUACAUAAAUAGAUGUCUCCUAUUUAAUACAUUCUAAGUGGUAUAAAAAUACCUUUUUUUUAAGCAGUUAAUAUAAUUUUCUGAAGUAAAUUUUUACCGUUAAUAGUCGUAUUUAUUUAAUAAUGUCGGCAUUUAAGUAUUUAAUGCAUUUCGCUUACAUAGGUAAACCAUUCAGGGGUUCCCAAAGACAGAUUUUAGGGGGGUUUCCAAGGCCGGACGAUCCGUUAACAGUUCAGGGUAGACUAGAGAUGGCUUUAAAAAAAUUAAAUCCUUGUAAUGAGCCUAUAGUUUAUUUGUCCUCCAGAACUGAUUCUGGUGUUCAUGCAAUCAAUACAACCUGCACUGUAAAUUUAUAUAGAAGUAAUGGAAUGGUCUAUUUUCCCAGAUCCAUUACAAUUUGCUUGAAUAGUUAUUUUAAAAAACAAGAUGUGCCUAUUAGAAUUUUGAAGACAUAUUUAGUACCUGAUACAUUCAAUUGUAGGCAUAAAGCUAUAUCUAGAACUUACAUGUAUCGAUUAACUGUGGGCAAGGCAAAUUCUAUAAAUUGCGCUCCAAAUUAUCAAUUUAUUCCAAUAGAAGAAUGGGAUAGAUCAUUAUUUUAUUGUACAGAUACAUUUGACUUGGAUAAAAUGAGGGAAGGAGCAAAUUUAUUUGAAGGUUAUCAUGACUUUAGAAGUUUCAUGGGAAAUCAUAAAAAUGAACCAGACAAAGUUACUAGAAGGAUAAUUGAAUACGUAAAGAUUCAACAGGUCGACAGAUAUGGUUAUAGCACUUACAGUUGGCCAAAAAUUAUAGAAACACCAUUCGAUGAUUAUUUAUUUAUAGAUGUUUACAUGAAAUCACCAGGUUUUCUGUAUAGACAGGUGCGAAGGAUUGUAGCAGCGUUGGUGGCUUUAGCACAAGGUAAAGUUACAAUUAGAGAUUUAAAGUUGAUGCUUGAGAUACCAUCCCGUCACUCUUGGUGUCCUCAGAUCAAAACAUUGCCUGCACACGGUUUGUACCUUUGCGAAGUGGAAUACUCAAAGGAGGACCUGGACACGUUUAGGACGGAUCCGGAAUCGGGGAUAUAAGUUUUAGUUUCAGGAUGGUUGGAUCUAGGGUGUAUGUAGGGGGUUUGCCUUAUGGAACCACGGAGCGGGACCUGGAGCGUUUCUUUCGAGGUUACGGUCGAAUGAGGGACGUUCUUAUUAAAAACGGAUACGGGUUUGUUGAAUUUGACGAUUAUAGAGAUGCUGAUGAUGCUGUGUAUGAAUUAAACGGUAAAAAACUUUUAGGGGAGCGAGUGACUGUCGAGAGGGCCCGAGGCACCCCGAGAGGACGUGACCAGUGGUCUGGUGGUGGUGGCGGCGGCGGAGGCGGCGGCGAAAGAAGAGGUGGAGGCGGCAGUAGUAGCAGCAGCAGUAGAUCAAGGAAUAACGACGACCGCUCCCAUGACAGAUAUGGACCCCCAACCAGAACCAACUACCGCUUAAUCGUCGAAAAUCUAUCCUCCAGAAUUAGCUGGCAAGACUUAAAAGACUAUAUGCGCCAAGCCGGCGAAGUUACCUAUGCAGAUGCCCACAAGCAGCACCGUAAUGAGGGCGUGGUUGAAUUCGCGUCCUACUCUGACAUGAAAACUGCUCUGGAUAAGCUUGAUGAUACCGAAUUAAAUGGCAGAAGACUGAGGUUGGUAGAGGACAAAAAGACAAAGAGCAGACGCUCAGCUUCCUACAGUAGUCGCAGUAGAUCCCGCAGCAGAUCUGCCAGGCGUUCGAGGUCCCGCAGUCGCAGCUACCGCUCUAAGUCCAAGAGCAAGUCCAGGUCAAGGUCCCGCUCAGUUAGUGCUAAGGCCAAACGGGACAAAUCCAAAUCUAGGUCUCGUUCCAGAUCAAACUCACGUAAAAAGUCCAACGACCGUUCCAGGUCUAAUUCCAGGAAGAAAUCUGUUGACAGAGGUCGUUCUCGCUCUAGGUCUAGGUCCCACUCCAGAACCCCUGAUAAGCGUUCCAAGUCAAGAGAAGCUUCUAGGGAAAGGUCCAGGUCCAGAAGUCGAUCAGCCAGUAAAGACAGAAGCAAGUCUAGAAGCAGAUCAAGGUCUCCAAACUAAAGAAGGGUU
Messenger RNA from Psylliodes chrysocephalus, 2216 nucleotides. NCBI's taxonomy places the organism in Eukaryota, Metazoa, Arthropoda, Insecta, Coleoptera, Chrysomelidae. The record is from the annotation of a GenBank genome assembly.